AUGCAUUACAUUCGCUUUCUAAAGACGCCCAAGAUACAUGUCGACAAGGGCGCCGUCCUGCUCAAGGCCGUGGUAACCGUCACCACCGAUCUGGGCGAGACGUUCUACCCGGACGAGCUCGAUCUCGUCGUCACGCUGCGCGCACAUGAGGAGGAUGGGGAGAUAUUUCUGAGGAAGAAGGCGCAUUGGCAGGCGGGUCCUCGAUCGCUUGGGCUUGUCUUUGAUCUUUCGAGACAGGAUAUUGAGUACCCGGCGUGUGUCCAUGUUGCGGUGAAGAAUCAGAAGAACUAUGGCUUCUUGCCCCCUAUCGCGGAUGUGUGGAGUGGGACACUGAAUCCUACCAAGGGGCGUUUCGAGACGGGGCAUAGGGUUGAGAGGAGGUUCACAUCACUUUCGGAAAGACGAGUGUCGCUGCUGGAGGAUGCCGGGGACAGUAUAGCCAGGCAUCUCUGGGAUGGAAGUCAAGCCCUCGCACAGCACAUCGACCGGACGAUUUCUCUCGACAAUCCUUCCACCCUACCCCUGUUCGAGUACGUUCUGAUAUCGGCGACGUACCGCAAGCUGAAUGUCAUCGAGCUUGGCGCUGGAUGUGGGACCGUCGGCAUCAGCAUCGCCCAGUCGAUACCGGAUUGUGAUAUCCUCCUCACGGAUCUACCAGAAGUCACAGAGCUCGUCGAAGCCAACAUCGCGCGCAUGAAGCCUGCCAUGUCGUCGAGAGUACGGUUUGAACCCCUGGAUUGGCUUGCGCCGUUGCCGGAGAAGCUCCAGACCAGGACGAACGACCUGAUCGUAGUGUCAGAGUGCACUUACAACACAGAUACCCUCGAACCGUUGGUGGGCAUGCUCGUCUCGCUAGUUACCCGCUCUCCCAAAGCCGUCAUCGUCGUAUCGACUAAGACCAGACACGACAGUGAAGCGGCCUUUUUCGACCUCAUGAAGAACGCCGGCUUCAUCGACGAGGGAAGUAUGCGCUUGCCUCUCCCUGGACAGCCCGGAACGGGAUACGCAGACUGGGCGACAGACGUCGGCAUGCAUCUUUUCCGCGGAAGGGACCAUCGACUCAGUCUCUCGCCACGGAAUGGCAGUGAGGAGGAGGUUCCCAAGGCGGCGAGUGCGAAGAGGGCUCGAUCACGUUGA
This is a messenger RNA of Zasmidium cellare ATCC 36951, 1137 nucleotides long. RefSeq lists its product as uncharacterized. The coding region runs from base 1 to 1137 and encodes 378 amino acids. Lineage: Eukaryota; Fungi; Ascomycota; Dothideomycetes; Mycosphaerellales; Mycosphaerellaceae. The record is from RefSeq and is a predicted model, not a curated record. The transcript is spliced from 2 exons.